Lactuca virosa is the source of this 882-nucleotide messenger RNA. NCBI's taxonomy places the organism in Eukaryota, Viridiplantae, Streptophyta, Magnoliopsida, Asterales, Asteraceae. The record is from the annotation of a GenBank genome assembly.
AUGGCAGAUAGAAAUAUCACUUUGAUUAAAGACUUGGACAAUAUGAAGGAUGAUUACACACUGAAAGUGUCUAUAAUCCGACUAUGGAGAUCAAUUUCAGAUGUUAACCCCACUAUAGUGAAAUCAAUUGAGAUGAUAUUGAUGGAUGAGAUGGACAAGUUAAACUUGCAUGGAAGAACAACUGUGAAUGAGUAUCUACACUUUCAAUCCAAAACAACAUACGGAUUUUCUUGUGUUUCGUUUGAAACAAUUAUCUCUGCAACAACUACAUCUAAUGACUCAAUUGAUGUUAUUGGUGAAGUUGUUUCAUUAGGAAAGCUUGAUUCCCGUGAUGUCAACAAAUCCAGACAUAGACUACCUUUACAGAUCCGAAACUUAGAAGGUUUGCAGGUUAACGUGACAUUGUUUGGAGAUAUUGCAUACCAAUUGAUUUCUUAUAUUGAAGCUCAUAAACAAGUUGGUCAUGUGAUUGUUCUAUUGCAGUUUGCAAAAAUUAAUGUUUAUAACGGACUACCUCCUGUUAACAGUCAUUUUGAUCGCACGAGGAUGUUCAUAAAUGUUGAUCUCCCCGAUAUUGUUACCUUCACAGAUAGCUUGGUUGGUCUACGAGGACUUCAAAACCCUUCUUCUUCUUUGACUGUUGAUACCUCUCAAUCAUAUUCUGAAUACGAUGACUUUUUGAUCAAUCAUAAGGUUAAAAAUGUUGUCGAUUUGCUAGAACCACAAGAGGUCGGGAAAUUCAUCAUUGUUUUCCAAACUCUAGGAGUAGGAACUCGGUACAUGCAGUCUUGGAAAUCUGUUUUCCAAACUCUGAGAAGGAAACAAAGUGAAAUGUCUAUUUUGCCCUUCUUCUAUCCUUUUGUUCAGCUCAUUAUUUCCUGA